AUUUUUUACAACUCACAAGUGCAAUUGAUGUGUAACAUGUUCGUUUAUAUUUAUUGUUUAUAGGCCCUAAUUCAAAUUUUCAAACAAAAAAAACAUGACAACCGAAGAAAAGUUCAAUGCUGCCGUGAACGUAAUCCGUAGUUUACCAAAAAAUGGCUCCUAUCAACCCAGCAACGAGCUGAUGCUCAGGUUUUACGCUUAUUUCAAGCAAGCUACGCAGGGGCCUUGCAGCGGGUCCCGCCCUGCUUUCUGGGACGUAGUGGGCCGCGCAAAAUACGAUGCAUGGAAAAAACUCGGCGAGAUGAAGAAAACGGAUGCAAUGGCCAAAUACGUAUCUGAACUGCAUGAAAUUGUAGAGACAAUGAGCUAUUCCGACAAAGUUGCGAAUUUUCUUGAGGCCCCGACAGAUGAACUCAGUUCUCUCAGCAUGAAUGACUUAGAAUUAAUAGCUGGUGACGUCAUGGAGAGGGUUAGGUCGCAACCCAACUCGCCAUUCGCUUCCCGAGAGGCUUCGCCAACUAGAUUGGGGUCUAGUUUAAAUGGAACUCCUUCAAUAUCCCCGAGCAUUCCCAUUGGCGAUGACACAGAUCAUAGUGACGAUGAGUACAUAGAUACGAUAGAAAAUCCAGAACCCAGACGGUAUGUCCCCAAUGGGGUACCAUAUGGAGAUGGCCUCUCCAAUGGUUUCGUUCCACAUAUAUCGAGAACCCGAACAAAAUCUCAAACCAAUUUGGAUAUUUCUCAAGAAGUUUCCAAAGCUGUGCAAAGCUUAAAAGUUGACAUUGACAGAUUAUCAAAUAGGGUCAAUUCUUUAGAAAACAAAAACACUCAAUCUGCCUACCAAAAGAGAAAAGGCAUGUUUGGGAAUAUGUCUCCUCAAUUGAUUUCCUUUAUGAUUGUUUGGCCAUUUUUUGCUACAUUUAUAAUGAAUAGAUAUUUUGUAAAUAGGAAAUAAACCAAUCUGCUUUUUAUUCAACAAUUUUAAUGGUAUAUGUCUUGUCAUGGAUUUUUUUGUUAUUUUAUUGUUAUGUAUAUAUAGAUUUUUUAUAUAUUAUGUAUAUUAUGGUUUGGAAAUAAACAAUUAAAC
Messenger RNA from Brassicogethes aeneus, 1087 nucleotides. NCBI's taxonomy places the organism in Eukaryota, Metazoa, Arthropoda, Insecta, Coleoptera, Nitidulidae. The record is from the annotation of a GenBank genome assembly.